Messenger RNA from Xenopus laevis (African clawed frog), 1445 nucleotides. RefSeq names its product popeye domain containing 3 S homeolog (gene popdc3.S). Gene Ontology annotation, biological process: skeletal muscle tissue development; heart development; striated muscle cell differentiation. The transcript is spliced from 3 exons. The record is from RefSeq and is a predicted model, not a curated record. NCBI's taxonomy places the organism in Eukaryota, Metazoa, Chordata, Amphibia, Anura, Pipidae. Bases 302 to 1171 code for a protein of 289 amino acids. Gene Ontology annotation, molecular function: cAMP binding. Gene Ontology annotation, cellular component: membrane; sarcolemma.
AAUAUAUCCAACAUACAAAGAAGCAUGGAUAGCUAUUUUCCAGGAUGUAAGCUGCAAUGUGUAAGACGUCUCUUGGUGAAAUUCAGCCUGCGUAAUGCUGAGGAGCUUUUACUUAUAGGCAUUUCUGAAUGAAUUGAAUAAAAAGAAGGAUCAUGCAGGCAUACCACGAAGCACUGGCUUUUACCUGUACUGCCACAUUGAAACUUAAUACAAACCUAAAAGCAUGUGGGAAUACAAAUGACAGAAACUGUAAGCAGCUGCAUACCAGCGUGAUGUAAACGUUGCCUUUCUGGCUACAGCCAUGGGAGAAAAUGUGACUUUCUGGGAGAGACUUGUGAUAGGACAUCCAGUGUGUAGUGACUGGAAGCAGGAGGCCGAAGGAUCCAUUUACCACCUGGCCAGUGUUCUCUUUGUAUUGGGCUGCAUGGGAGGAAGUGGAUACUUUGGGCUUCUCUAUGUGUACAUUUUAUUUGCUAUAAGUUUCCUCUGCAUCUCUAUAUGGGCUUGGAUGGAUGUUUGUGCUGCCGAUGUGUUCUCCUGGAACUUUAUCCUUCUUCUGAUCUGUAUUGUGCAGAUCAUUCACCUUGCCUAUCAGCUGAGGAGUGUCACAUUUGACAAAGAAUUCCAAGAUGUGUACUCUGCAAUUUUCAAACCCCUUGGGAUCUCGCUAACUAUAUUUCGGAAGAUCAUCUCAUACUGUAAUGCAGAGGUAGUGACGCUGGAAAGAGAUCAUUGUUAUGCUGUUCAAGGAAAAACGCCCAUUGACAAACUCUCUCUGCUUGUAUCAGGAAGGAUACGAGUAACAGUAGAUGGGGAGUUCCUUCAUUACAUUUUUCCUCUUCAGUUCCUGGAUUCUCCAGAAUGGGACUCGCUUAAACCUUCAGAAGAAGGGAUUUUUCAGGUAACUCUUACUGCUGAAACAAAGUGCCGAUAUGUUACUUGGAGGCGGAAGAAACUGUAUUUGUUAUUUGCAAAGCACCGUUUUCUCGCUAGACUGUUUUCACUGUUGAUUAGCAGUGACAUUGCUGAUAAACUGUACACACUGAAUGAAAAAGUCUUCGUAGACAGUGGUUUUCGAUUUGACAUUAGGCUACCAAACUAUUACCACAGGGCAUUAUCAGACCAAGAACCAUCAACAUCUCCCAUGAUCCGGAUUCAGAAAUCUCCUUGACAGAAUAAAGCGUCAUGAAAGACUCUCUCCUCUUACCUCGUGUGCUUGGGGUUGUUCAUGCAUUAACCUUCACCCUCAGCAGUUCAUAAUAACCUCCAUAUUGGUUGGGAAGUGCCAUUUGACUAUAUUCAUCAUAAACAGUACUUAUUCUUUCAAAUUAAAUUAUUUUUUUUAUACUGGAAUGCUAACAGUACAUUGGAAUAGCAGUGCUGCCUCAUAAGUUAUAAAUUACAAGUUGUUUUUAAUGCCAAAUUAAAGCUCAACUGAGUGGUUA